Messenger RNA from Tarenaya hassleriana, 693 nucleotides. Its product is annotated as 40S ribosomal protein S19-1-like. NCBI's taxonomy places the organism in Eukaryota, Viridiplantae, Streptophyta, Magnoliopsida, Brassicales, Cleomaceae. Gene Ontology annotation, molecular function: RNA binding; structural constituent of ribosome. Gene Ontology annotation, cellular component: cytosolic small ribosomal subunit; ribosome. The transcript is spliced from 4 exons. Bases 88 to 519 code for a protein of 143 amino acids. The record is from RefSeq and is a predicted model, not a curated record. Gene Ontology annotation, biological process: translation; ribosomal small subunit assembly.
CCCUAACUUUGGACAGAGAGCGAGAGAUUCAGCUGUAGAAGAUCAGGGCUGUUUCGUCUCUCGUCCUUGAGCUACUGUUCUUCGGAAAUGGCGACUGGUAAAACUGUUAAAGAUGUCUCGCCUCACGAUUUCGUGAAGGCUUAUGCUUCUCACCUCAAGCGAUCUGGCAAGAUCGAGCUUCCUCCAUGGACGGAUAUUGUGAAGACAGGCACUCUAAAGGAACUCGCCCCUUAUGACCCGGAUUGGUACUACAUCCGAGCUGCAUCUAUGGCAAGGAAGAUCUACCUUAGGGGUGGUCUCGGUGUCGGUGCUUUCCAAAGAAUUUAUGGUGGUAGCAAAAGGAAUGGAAGCCGACCUCCUCACUUUGGCAAGAGCAGCGGUGCCAUUGCCCGUCACAUUCUUCAGCAGUUGCAAAACAUGAACAUUGUUGAGCUCGACACAAAAGGUGGAAGAAGAAUCACUUCGAGCGGUCAGCGGGAUUUGGACCAAGUUGCUGGCCGCAUCACUGUGGCACCUUGAUGGGUCGAACGUUCCUUUUCUCUAAAUGUACUUUGGAGAGCAAAUCAUUGAUCGAUCAUCACAUAUAAUGUUGAGAGAACUUUUGGGUUUUGGGGUGUUUUGAUUUUUACUCUUAUGCCUUGUUCAUCAUGAACCCUUUUGACGUCUAAGUUAUUGAAGUUUUGUCAUCAUCAA